Schizophyllum commune H4-8 is the source of this 2502-nucleotide messenger RNA. RefSeq lists its product as uncharacterized. Lineage: Eukaryota; Fungi; Basidiomycota; Agaricomycetes; Agaricales; Schizophyllaceae. Gene Ontology annotation, cellular component: Holliday junction resolvase complex; nucleus. The record is from RefSeq and is a predicted model, not a curated record. Gene Ontology annotation, biological process: double-strand break repair via break-induced replication; resolution of meiotic recombination intermediates; DNA catabolic process. The transcript is spliced from 5 exons. Gene Ontology annotation, molecular function: 3'-flap endonuclease activity; crossover junction DNA endonuclease activity; DNA binding. Bases 77 to 2230 code for a protein of 717 amino acids.
CGAGCACGACGGCGCACACAUCUAGGCGAUAUCUCUCAUAUCUGAUUAUAUAUCUUGACUAUAUCUUCUUGCAUUCAUGUCUAGAACUGGGGCGUCCAGAACUCGAACGAAAUGCGCCAAUCCUGAACUCCUAUCUUGGCUUGGGGAGCUGCGCGACGAGACGGAGGAAGACUCAAACUAUCGUAUGGUACUCGGUAGAGCGUACAAGAGCAUGAAGGAGUACCCCGACGUCCUCGAGCGCAUCGAAGACGCUGUGCGCAUCAAGAAUAUUGGACCAAAGAUCAUCAGCAAGCUCAAGGAGAAGCAGAAAGAGAAGACAGGCUUUAUGAGCGCUCACCUCAACCUCCCCUCAACGGCGGGUCCCUCUACCUCUACAGCGACCGAACCGGCACCGAAGAAGCGCGGCAGACCUAAGAAGGCUGAUGGCACCGCUGCUACACCUUUGAAUCGCCAAGUCUCUGCCCCUUCAGUCAUGCACACAUCUGGACCAGCGAGGGCUACCCCGCGGGCUCGUCAGGCCUCCGGUGCUGCCGCGGUUGAAGCGACCGUCGAGUACGCGCCACCUCCCGGAGCACCUCUAACGGACUCGAACCCCUUUCUGUUUACCUACCUCGAUAGCAAUUCUCGUCCUGUUCGCAAGCGAGAUGAUGCCUACUUUGAAGAGGAAAAGCUGAGAGAACCAGGAUACCUCAUUCAAUACUCUGCCCCCUACGACAAACACCCCCUCAUCAAGGAGCUGUUGGGACACUUCCCGAUCAACGGGAAGUUAAACGCGUACCUUCCUAUGAUUUUCGCGCUGGAGUACAACACCUCUCCAUUACCUGCGUCGCAGCCCGCCCCGCCACCUCCGGCCUCCAAGGCAGCUCCUCCACAGGCAGAGAAACGCAAGCUUUCGGACUUGCUUGAUGCGGAGAACAAGGCGGACGCCGCUCAGAAGCGGCGCAAUACCGGGUCUCUAAACCCCGCUCGCCAGCUACCAGUGCAGCCGCCCGGUCUUGCGUCGACCUCGUUCGCGACCGCGCGAAAGCCCAUGGGACGCUCUGCGACGAUGCCCGCCAUGAACAAUAGCAUGCCGCCGCCAGCGGCGCCCGCGGCAGCUGAGGGUAUCACCAGGACCACCUCCCUCCCUAACAACACCAGAGUCCAACGCAACAAGCCCCGCCUUUCCUCCGCCCUCCCCACCAUGGAAAUAGAAGUCGACCUCGAGGACCCCUACGCGUCUGCGGAACACAUGGAGAUCCCCAAAUUCAACCCUAUCGUCAUUCCUGCCGAAGGCUACGACAUUAAGUUCGUGCUCGACAUCCGGGAGGUCAAGUCGAGGAAGGAUCGAGACUGGCUGGCGGACCGGUUGGCGACGAAGGGGAUCCCGGUGGUGAAGGAGCCGCUGGAAAUUGGGGAUGUGGCGUGGAAGGCUGUGAGGAAGCAUAAACGGGGGGAUGAGUAUGAUGAGGUGGUGUUGGAUGUGAUUUUGGAGCGCAAGCGGUUUGAUGAUUUGUGGAUGAGCAUUAAGGAGGGGCGGUUUCAUGAGCAGAAGUUCCGCCUCCACAACUCGGCCGUGACGAAGGUAUUCUACCUCGUGGAAGCUUAUGAUCGCAAUAAACGAGAGGACGCCAAGCAGUCAAACCUGGGCAAAGCCUUCGACACCGCCAUCAGCUCAACCCAAGUCGUCGACCACUUCCGCGUGAAAGAGACCAGCCACAUCAACGACACUAUCGCCUACUACACCACCCUCCACGCCGCCGUCCUCGACCGCUACCGCGGCAAGCCGCUCAACGUCCUCCCCUCCGAGCUCAUCCGCCGCCAAACGUACCUCAAGCUCCAAAAGGGCCUCCGCCGCCGCGAGCCGCACCGCGAGUACCUCACAACGUUCGCCGCGUUCCAGCUGCUGAACACCAAGUCGGGCUUCACGACGAUCAGGGAGACGUGGGCGCGGCAGCUGUUGCGCGUGAGCCUGAUGAGCGCGGAGAAGGCGGGCGCGGUGGUGCAGAGAUACCCGUGCCCGCGCGCGCUGCGGGACGCGUUCAGGGAGGACGAGGAGCGGGAGAGGGAGGAGAGGGCGCUGGAGGAGAUGGAAGCAAGGGCGGUGAAGGGGGGAAGGAGGAAGAAGAGCCAGGUGCGGCCGGCAAGGCAUUUGCUGAAGGAUGUGGGGCAGGGGGUGCGGAUGGUGGGGGAGUCGUUGAGUGAGAAGGUGUAUGAUUUGAUGAUGUCGGAGGAGUAUGCGGCGCGGUAGGACCGGAGGGGAGUCGCGCGAUCUAGCUGGUUUCUUGACUUUUGAGGGUAUCUUGAUGUUUAUCUUAUCGUAUAGAUUGCUGGCAUCACUUGAUAUCCUCUUUUUUAAUCUUUCAUUGCGCGUCCUGUCCACAGUACCUCGUCCUUUACUACUUUUCUUGCCCUUCAAGUCGGCGCUCGCCGAACUCCGUCACGGUUGAACUGUCACAGUGACAUAUAUGCACGUGCCUGACACACUGUUUCUUGGCUCGCGCAAUUGACGCGGACCUCGUU